AGUUUAACAACCACUCUCCACAUGUUAGUGCCUCCCUCGCGUCUUUUCCCGUGUUUGCCUCAGUUUCAGUUGCCGAAAAGAAAAGAAAAGAGAAGAAAAAACCAAAAAAACGGAGCGCUGAUCUCCUCUUCCACUCAGCAGCAAGAUGUUUACGAUAACUUUCAGAACAACGAGCAUUUUCCCCAGAACUUCGAACCAUACGCCCCAUUCAAUCACCAACCACAAGCAUUCCCGGGUCCUCCGGGACCGCCGACACCACCGACGACGCACCCCAUGCAUGGCCAGAAUGGCCACAAUCAAUCGCAGGUGAAUACCGAUGUUUCGGGGGUGGUGAAAGGAGGUAACCAAGCUGAUAUACUACCCAUGACUAAGGCGGAUCCCGACGCGAACAGACAGACGGCGUCGAACUCGGAUGACGACGAUCUGACGCCUGCGCAGUCCCGUCGGAAAGCGCAAAAUCGAGCCGCUCAACGCGCGUUCCGCGAGCGUAAGGAGCGCCACGUCAAGGACCUCGAAGCAAAGCUCGCCAACCUGGAGGCGCAGCAGCACCAGACGGCGAGCGAGAACGAGAAGCUGAAGCGCGACCUGCAGAAGAUGAGUACCGAGAACGAGAUCCUGCGCGCCACAUCAAGCCUGCAGGCACACGCCGCCGCCGCCGCCGUCCAGCAACACCACCACAAUGGCUCCGGCUCCGGUGGCGCAGGCGGCUCCUUGUCCCCCGCAGCCCCGACCACGACCACCGGCCCCAUGCAGUACAACCCCACCGACUUCUACUCGGACCUGCUGCAGAACCACACGAACAAGACGCCCAGCCACCGCAUCGUCGAGUCCGCGGCGGGAGAGAGGCUGCUUGCCGCUGGCGCGACCUGGGACUACAUUAUCAAUCAUGAGAUGUUCAAGAGGGGCCUCGUGGACGUGGGGGACGUGAGUCUGAGGCUCAAGAGCCAGGCGAAGUGCGAUGGGCAGGGCCCCGUGUUUGAGGAGAGGGUUGUCCUCAAGGCGAUUGUGGAGAGUGUCGCGAGUGGGAGCGAUGAGCUGUUAUGAAUGGUUGGAUGCCUACCUUUUUUUGUCUCUUCCUCGUGGUUGGGGGGGGAUUGUAAACUGGCUAUUUGCUUUUUUGAUAUCUUUUGGGAUGGGGUUAAAAUGGGUGGCGUGUAUACAAGGGCGCUUUUGCUGUUGUGGUUGUGGUUGUUGUGUUUGUGGUUCAGAGCAUAUUAAUUAAUACGUUCUUCUUGCAGGGGGAGACGGAGGUUUACUGGGGGAGGAGGGAGGGAGGAAAGGAGGGAUGAGACGGAACGAAUGAACAAACGGACGGACGAGUAGGAAGGAACUUUUUUGUUUUUUACAUUACGGGAUAUGAAAGGAAAUGGAAGCGUUUUUUUUUUACUGUUUACCUACCUAGUGUGAUUGGUAUCAUUGUGAUUGGAAUUUAUGGUGUUUAGAGAAGGGUUGACGGGUUGGCUGGCUGGCUGUUUGGUAGGUAGGUUGGGGGGGUUGGUUGUUCGUCUGCUACCUACCCCUUCGUUUUCGUGAUAUGAUGGUGUCUACGAAAAUACGAAACGAAAAAAAAUACCAAGAGAGAAAGAAGAGAAAGGAGAGGAAAUACCUACCUAUUUUUGAGUUGGGGAAUAGAUGCGUGUGUGGCUUGCCCUGCCUGACCUACCUAAAUACCUGAGCUGCCUGCCUAUCUAUCUGCCUGCCUGCCUGCCUGCCUGCCUGCCUGCCUGCCUG
Hypoxylon fragiforme is the source of this 1731-nucleotide messenger RNA. RefSeq lists its product as uncharacterized. The record is from RefSeq and is a predicted model, not a curated record. The coding region runs from base 22 to 1044 and encodes 340 amino acids. The transcript is spliced from 2 exons. Gene Ontology annotation, molecular function: DNA-binding transcription activator activity, RNA polymerase II-specific; transcription cis-regulatory region binding. NCBI's taxonomy places the organism in Eukaryota, Fungi, Ascomycota, Sordariomycetes, Xylariales, Hypoxylaceae. Gene Ontology annotation, cellular component: RNA polymerase II transcription regulator complex.